CUAAAAAAAACACAACUCAAACAACCUAAAAAUAAAAACUCUUUCUCUCAAAUGUGUGAAGCACCUAAAAACGCAUACCAACUGUUCGAAGAAAUUGGCCGCGGACGCUUCGGCACCAUCGUCCGAGCCUUCAGCCCAGUUCUUGACGACUUCGUCGCCUGUAAGAUCAUCGACAAAAGGGUUCUCGCCGAUGACACUGACAGAGCUUGUCUCGAGAAGGAGCCAAAGAUCAUGACCCUUUUGGCUUCUCAUCCCAACAUUCUCCAAAUCUUUGAUGUCUUUGAAAACGAAGAUUUUCUCACUGUCGUCCUCGAGCUCUGCGAAUCCGCUACUCUCUACGACCGCAUCGUCGGCCGGACUCUUUCCGAGUCUGAAUCUGCUUCUUUGAUCAAGCAGCUUCUCGAAGCUUUGGCUCAUUGUCACCGUCUCGGCGUUGUUCACAGAGACCUUAAGCCGGAGAACGUUCUGUUCGACUCCAUGGGGAACCUCAAGCUCGCUGAUUUCGGCUCCGCUGAGUGGCUUAACGAGGACGGUUUGAUCGAAGGAGUGGUGGGUACGCCGUACUAUGUGGCGCCGGAGGUUCUUUUGGGCAGAGAGUACAACGAGAAGGCCGAUGUGUGGAGUGCCGGCGUUAUUCUGUACAUUAUGUUGGCUGGGAUUCCGCCGUUUCACGGCGAGUCCGCCACCGAGAUUUUCCAGUCUGUUUUGAGGGGAAACUUGAGAUUUCCGACUAGACUUUUCCGAUCGGUUUCUCCAUCGGCUAAGGAUUUGUUGAGAAAAAUGAUCUGUAAGGAUGCCUCCCGAAGAUUAACAGCAGAACAAGCACUUAGACACCCAUGGAUUCUAAGUGGAGGAGAGACAAAUUCAAUGGACUGAUAUGAAGACAAAAGAAGAGGGUUUUUACUUCCCAACUCAACAAGAAAAAGCCAGUUAGUAUCAUUGUACAUACAUAAAUGCCGUGCUAUGCCAUACCAGGCUAUAGUAGCCUUCGUAUGGCGACCAAUAAAAAGAUUCCCACUUUUUCUUUGCCAAAACCACAGGGAAGAACAUCAUGGAUGGUUCCAAAAACAUCCCCAAUUUUCUACUCAAGAUCAGAAUCAGAGUUCGAUGAGAAGUUACACAUGAGGCUCUUUCCAAAGGUUUUUUUUUUUACUUUUUCUGUCUUUCUUUUGUUUAACUCGAGAAAAUCUGAGACUGUAGAUAUACUACUGUACGUAUGUAUGUAGAGAGAGUGAGAAUCUUGGUCUUUCCCCGCCUGUUCUUUUUUUUGGGGGGUUAUAGAAAAAGAUGAGGAAGGUGAGAGAGGAAAAGUUUCGGUCGCUGCUAUUAUAUGAUGCUGUAACUUUGGUUUUCUUUUUUUGAGUAUAAUAGUCUUGUUCUGUAAAUGAUCAAUCCUGAUAUAUGGAAGGGAUUUGCUUAGUUUAAGAAUCUUAA
Molecule: messenger RNA, 1434 nt
Organism: Humulus lupulus (European hop)
Lineage: Eukaryota; Viridiplantae; Streptophyta; Magnoliopsida; Rosales; Cannabaceae
Product: phosphoenolpyruvate carboxylase kinase 1-like
Exons: 2
Coding region: 52-876 (274 amino acids)
Biological process (GO): peptidyl-serine phosphorylation; protein autophosphorylation; intracellular signal transduction
Cellular component (GO): cytoplasm; nucleus
Molecular function (GO): calcium/calmodulin-dependent protein kinase activity; calmodulin binding; ATP binding
Source: RefSeq, a predicted model, not a curated record